Messenger RNA from Tachysurus fulvidraco (yellow catfish), 989 nucleotides. RefSeq names its product DNA-directed RNA polymerase II subunit RPB1-like. The transcript is spliced from 3 exons. Bases 452 to 940 code for a protein of 162 amino acids. Lineage: Eukaryota; Metazoa; Chordata; Actinopteri; Siluriformes; Bagridae. The record is from RefSeq and is a predicted model, not a curated record.
UGGGGACGUCAGAGUCUCGCUCUUUGUUACUGGUUGGCCCAACUGCCAACCAAAUACCGGUUACCGGGUAUUGGCUUCUAAGCUUGUCUAUCUCUGCUCUACGAGGCACUAUUGGCUCAUGUAAAGCUGGACUACAAACAUGACACCGAAUUUGUAGUUCAUCACUAGGAAGCGAGAGUCGGAAAAAAUGGACGGGAGUAAACUCCGUGCACAGUCCUCGAGAAAAAACUACCGCAAGGCGAGCACAGCAAUUUGGAUUAAAAGGCUACUUCUUGGACCCUUGGGGAUAUGUGGAAAAAAUUUAUUGAAAACUAAACUAUGACGCGAAGUGAAUCAGAUGAAUCAGAUGAAUCAGGGGCUCCAUUCCCUCGUCAAAGUUACAUUUGCCAUUUGCUUCUGAGUCUUUUACGACAGACAUCUGCCCUGAGUAGUAAACCUGCAUUCAACUAAAAUGAAUCCUUCACCUCCAGGUCGGUCAAUUCAGCCUGGCUACACCCGCCGGGACCCUCGUCCUUCUCCCUAUCCAAGACCUGCGCCUGCUGACCCCAUGGCCGGCUAUCGCCGCUUCCAACUGCGUCAUAUCAUCUCUGAGCUCACUACGCUUCUGGAACAGCUCAUUUCUCCUGAACUGCCUGCGCAUGCUUAUCUGCCAUCCCAUAUUAUAAGAAAUCCUCCUGUUCUCAUGUCCUCCUCUCAAACCACUCUGGUAAACCUCGUGGACAGGGGAUCUCAAACUGAUGGCUGUCCUCAUGCUCACCCUUGCACCCGUGAGCCUGGAACUCCCGGCUCCCCCCCUCCUUAUGCCUAUGUUCAUCCCCUCUCUCCCACCUUUCCAUCUUCUCCCUCUGAUUCUAACCCUGCGUCUCCAGAUUACACUCCUGAAUCUCCAGAUUACACUCCUGGAUCUCCAGAUUACACUCCUACUACUCCCCUUUACUAAGGCCUAAUAAAAACACCUUAAUAAUAAUAAUAAAUCACCUUCUAUCCAC